This is a messenger RNA of Trichomonas vaginalis G3, 446 nucleotides long. RefSeq names its product KilA, N-terminal/APSES-type HTH, DNA-binding family. The record is from RefSeq and is a predicted model, not a curated record. The annotation marks the transcript as partial. The transcript has a single exon. Lineage: Eukaryota; Parabasalia; Trichomonadida; Trichomonadidae.
AUGUCAACAUUAGAGAACACAACAACUGCUAUCGUUCAUGAAGCCAUAAAUGAAGAAUACGAAUACAUACAAUAUAACAAACAACUUCGCCUCAUUCGUUCGGUCAAAGAUGACAUGUACCAAAUGCAAAGUAUAAUGAAUGCUCUUCGUUCUACAAAGCAAGCAUAUCAUUGGUUUGAAAACCAACAGACAAAAGAACUUUUAGAAGAAUUUCCUCAUAUGAUUGCUUCCCUCGGAAAACCGAGGGAAGAGAUUCCGUAUGAAAAUCGCAAGAAUUUGGCUCCUGGUUUGAAAGGUUAUUAUGUUCAUAGACUUUUAGUAAACGCUGUAGCAAUGUGGGCUUCACCUCGUUAUGCUUGUUAUAUUUUCAUGAUGUUAGAUGAACUAUAUAAAGCAGAACGUGAAGAUAUGGAAAUGAAACUUCAAGCAAAAGAUGAAGUCAUUGA